AUGUCGCAACAGGGGCCCGCGUUCGAUGUAAAUGCUAUGACUUUGACCCGAUGGGUCUUAGCUCAGCAAAGAACCGCGCCGGGGGCUACUGGAGAUUUGACCCAACUUCUAAACUCCAUACAGACUGCUGUCAAGGCCAUACAGUCAGCUGUCAGGAAGGCCGGCAUCGCUAAACUACAUGGAAUAUCUGGCAACACCAACGUCCAAGGUGAAGAGGUGAAGAAACUCGAUGUCCUGUCCAAUGACCUCUUCAUCAACAUGUUAAAGUCGUCUUUUACGACGUGUCUUCUUGUAUCUGAGGAGAACUCCACGGUCAUAGAGGUAGAAACAGAGAGGCGGGGCAAGUACGUGGUCUGCUUUGACCCUUUGGACGGUUCAUCCAACAUUGACUGUCUAGUUUCCGUCGGCUCCAUCUUUGCUAUUUACAAAAAAUCAACAGAUGGCGAGCCCACAGAAGCAGACGCUUUACGACCUGGUCGUGAACUGGUGGCAGCAGGUUAUGCCCUUUACGGGUCUGCCACCAUGAUGGUACUAGCCAUCGGGCAAGGGAAGGGGGUUAAUGGGUUUAUGUAUGACCCCUCAAUCGGCGAAUUUAUUCUCACAGACCCCAACAUGAGGAUACCUGAAAAAGGAAAAAUCUAUUCCAUAAAUGAAGGAUACGCAGCGGAAUGGGCGAUUGGUCUAAAGAAUUACAUAGAAGAGAAGAAGAAUCCAACAAGUGGUAAGGCGUAUGGCGCGCGGUACGUGGGCUCGAUGGUAGCAGAUGUGCACAGAACGAUCAAAUAUGGCGGCAUCUUCAUGUACCCCGCUACAAAUUCCGCACCUAAUGGCAAGCUUCGCCUCUUAUAUGAAUGCAACCCCAUGUCGUUCAUAGUGAACGAAGCGGGCGGAAUUGCAACGAACGGGGAAAUUCCCAUACUCGACAUCCAGCCUACAUCCAUCCAUCAGCGAGCGCCUUGCUACCUCGGCUCCAAAAAGGAUGUCGAAGAACUAAUGAGGUUUUUGAAGUAG
Leptosia nina is the source of this 1011-nucleotide messenger RNA. The record is from the annotation of a GenBank genome assembly. NCBI's taxonomy places the organism in Eukaryota, Metazoa, Arthropoda, Insecta, Lepidoptera, Pieridae.